This is a messenger RNA of Hevea brasiliensis (rubber tree), 1782 nucleotides long. Its product is annotated as protein NRT1/ PTR FAMILY 5.10. The transcript is spliced from 4 exons. The coding region runs from base 86 to 1774 and encodes 562 amino acids. Lineage: Eukaryota; Viridiplantae; Streptophyta; Magnoliopsida; Malpighiales; Euphorbiaceae. Gene Ontology annotation, molecular function: dipeptide transmembrane transporter activity; tripeptide transmembrane transporter activity. Gene Ontology annotation, biological process: dipeptide transport; transmembrane transport. Gene Ontology annotation, cellular component: membrane. The record is from RefSeq and is a predicted model, not a curated record.
AUGCGUGUGUGUGUGUGUAGUUUCAAUAUAUACAUUACCUACAAAAUUUAAAGUUGCAGUGCAAUUUCUUCUGAGUUUGAAGCCAAUGGCAACUACUCCAUUAAUGGAAGACGUCACAGUGGAUGGAUCCGUUGACUACAAAAGCAGGCCGGCCCACCGAUCAAGCUCCGGUGGAUGGAGAUCAGCAUCAUUCAUCAUAGCUGUGGAAGUGGCGGAGAGAUUUGCGUACUAUGGGAUAUCUUCCAACCUUAUAUCUUACUUAACGAGUUCUCUUGGCCAGUCCACCGCAAGUGCGGCUGAGAGUGUCAACACUUGGUCGGGCACGGCAACUCUUCUGCCGCUUUUAGGAGGGUUUGUGGCGGAUUCUUUUCUUGGCCGCUACCGCACUAUCUUUUUUGCUUCUCUCAUCUAUAUCUUGGGACUUGGCUUGUUGACUCUAUCAGUUGCCCUAACUUCUACUGAUGUUUCUGAAUGUGAGAGCACCAAAAAUGGCACAUCAUGUUCUCCCCCUUUGUUCCAAGUAAUCCUAUUCUUCUUCUCUCUGUAUCUAGUAGCUGUUGGGCAAGGUGGGCACAAGCCUUGUGUUCAGGCUUUUGGAGCUGAUCAAUUUAAUGCACUAGAUCCAAAGGAGAGUGGAGCAAAGAGGUCAUUUUUCAAUUGGUGGUAUUUUAGUUUUUCAGCAGGCAUUAACUUAUCACUUAUAGUCGUAGUUUACAUCCAAGAAAACCUUAAUUGGGUUUUGGGAUUUGGAAUCCCCUGCAUUGUGAUGUUAGCCGCAUUACUUGUUUUUUUGCUUGGAAGUAGAACUUAUAGGUAUAGUAUCAAAGGAAAUGAGCAAAAUCCAUUUAUAAGAAUUGGUAGGGUAAUUGUCAGAGCGGCCCGGAAUUGGCGAAGUGCUCCUUUAGGCUUAGCUGCAGAGGAAGAAACUUACAUGUGCGAUCAAAGUUCUGAGCAAUUCAAGUUCCUCAACAAAGCAUUGCUCGCCCCAGAUAGUAUAAUGGAAGGUCAAGAGAAAUGUCGUGUCAGCGACGUCAACGAAACAAAGGCAUUGUUAAGACUUAUUCCAAUAUGGGCUACAAGCUUGGCAUAUGCAAUUGUGUUUUCACAAACAACUACUUUCUUUACAAAGCAAGGAGUUACAAUGGACAGAACAAUUUUCACAGGAUUCAAAAUUCCGGCUGCUUCACUUCAAACCUUUAUUGGCUUUGCCAUUAUUCUCUUCAUUCCUAUAUAUGAUCGUAUUUUUGUCCCUCUAGCUAGAUCUUUAACUGGGAAUCCCUCUGGCAUUACUAUGCUUCAAAGAAUUGGGACUGGAAUGAUUGUAUCUGCUCUUUCUAUGGCAAUUGCAGCUUUAGUAGAGAAGAAAAGACUUAAAGUUGCUGAAGAGUAUGGGAUGGUUGAUGAGCCAAAUGCGACAAUUCCCAUGAGUAUUUGGUGGUUGGUACCUCAGUAUGUAUUAUGUGGUGUUGCUGAUGUGUUCACCAUUGUUGGCCUUCAGGAGUUUUUCUAUGAUCAAGUUCCAGAGGGAUUGAGAAGUGUAGGUCUCUCACUCUACCUUAGUGUGAUAGGUGUAGGAAACUUUCUAAGUAGUUUUCUUGUCUCUGUCAUUGACAAGGCAACAGGUAAAUACGGACAUAGCUGGUUUGCUAACAAUCUUAAUAGGGCACAUCUUGAUCAUUUUUAUUGGUUACUUGCUGGACUUACUGUAGUAGGAUUUCUUGCCUACUUGCAUUUUGCUAGAUCAUACAUUUAUAAGAGGGCAAAUGAAAGUUAAAUGUGUUA